Molecule: messenger RNA, 936 nt
Organism: Kazachstania africana CBS 2517
Lineage: Eukaryota; Fungi; Ascomycota; Saccharomycetes; Saccharomycetales; Saccharomycetaceae
Gene: TRM10
Product: tRNA (guanine(9)-N(1))-methyltransferase
Exons: 1
Coding region: 1-936 (311 amino acids)
Biological process (GO): tRNA N1-guanine methylation
Cellular component (GO): nucleus
Molecular function (GO): tRNA binding
Source: RefSeq, a predicted model, not a curated record
AUGUCUGGCACAGAUGAAAACGAUGGGGAUGUUGCUCUUCAGAAGAAAAUGGAAUCAGAUAAACUUCCUCCAAUCCCUGAGGGUAUGUCGAAGAGUCAGUGGAAGAAGAAAUGGAAGAAGAUAAGAUUCGAAAAUAAUAAAGAAAAACAUGCAGAAGUACGUCGUGAAAAACGUAAGAGAGCUCGGGAGACAAGACGUACUUUACUCGAGUCUUACAAGGAACGUGGGGAGCCUAUUCCACAGGAACUCGUCAGAGAACCCAGGGUCAAUGUCAAUCAAAAGGACUCUGGGAUUAAGCUUCUCAUAGACUGUGCUUUUGACGACUUAAUGAACGAUAAAGAAAUUGUCAGUCUGUCUAAUCAACUGACAAGGGCCUAUGCGUCGAAUAAACGGUCGAAUCACUUUGCUGAUGUGAAAGUCACUAGUUUCAAUAAGAGACUUCAGGAAAGGUUCUCUGUUGGGUUGAAAGAUACCAACUACGAAAAUUGGAAAAAUUUUGUGUUCCUCGAUAAUGAAGAAUUGAUUACUGAACCAACAGAUAAGUUGAAAAUGGUCUACCUCACAGCUGAUACGGAUGAAAACUUGCAAACCUUAGAACCUGGAAUGACUUACAUUGUCGGUGGUAUAGUGGAUAAGAAUAGGCACAAGCUACUUUGUUACAACAAGGCCAAAGAACUCGGUAUUGCAACCAAGAGAUUACCAUUGGACGAAUUCAUCAAGAUUGAUGGAAGAAGAGUCCUCACAACCACUCACGUCGUAGAUAUCAUGCUGAAAUAUUUUGAUACUCACGACUGGAGAAAGGCUUUUGAAACUGUCCUACCACCAAGAAAGAUCGAUAUUGCCAAAAUGGACAUGACUGUAGUCGACAGUGACGACGAGGACGAAGAGGAAGUUUCCAACAACGCUGAAUCAAAGAAAAGCGACGACAAUAUAUAA